GAAAAAAUAACAAAGUAUCAAACCACAGUUCACUUUUGUGUGUGAGCGUGAGUGCAGUGUCUGUGGUGCGUUGUUUUGACACGGCCUUCCUCUGUUGUCGGGGCCGGAGUGCAACACACGGAACCAGAUGACAGUAGGAUGCGUUCUGAACUGCUGUUUUUUAUUAUAGCACUUUAUGCAACAACAGCUGAUUGCGCAAGAAGACUUAAUAGGUUUGUACGACACUAUGAGCCUUUGAUAUACAAUCACAAUGAUGUCCAUGAACGACACAUGCGCAUCAAAAGGUCUCCUCAAGACCAUGACACAGCACUUCACCUCAAGUUUUACGCACAUAACAGACAUUUUCAUUUAAGGCUAAAACGUGACACAUCAGUAUUCAGCAAUGACCUUGUGAUAGAAGCACACGACAGGAGACCGCUGGACGUAGACCUGUCGCACAUUUACUCUGGGCAUUUAGUAGGGGAGCCAACGAGUCAUGUAUUUGGGGCUCUACACGAUGGUGUUUUUGAGGGACGCAUCGAGACAACAAAGGGCCACUACUACGCAGAGCGGGCCAACAAAUACUUUGCCGAAGACCGGCCGUACCACUCCAUCAUGUAUGCUGCCAGUGAUGUCGAGCUUCCAGACCACGAGAAUGACACUACUCGGCCUGGCUGUGGCAUCACCGAGGACGUGCGGCAGUGGAUGGACAGAGUUGCCAACAGCGCCGUGCCAGACCCAGCGGAGAGUGGCGGGAGCAAGCCAAGGCGUGCUGUGCGCUCUCCAAGUGAGGAGCGGCACCACCAUUUUUCGGAGGCACCGCACGCCAAGUACUUGCGGUCGGCAGGCGGCCUGCAUCUGGGCACAGGAGGGACCAGCUAUCUGCCCAAAAGGCGCGUCUGCAACCUGUUUGUGCAGACGGACACCUUCCUCUGGGACCACAUCACAAGCACGGGCAGGGACCCUGUCAAGGCGCGCGAGGAGAUCUCCUCUCUCAUAGCCCAGCAUGUCGAGGCUGCCAGCCGCAUCUAUCGAAGCACUAAUUUUAAUGGCAUUCGGGAUAUCAAGUUCGCCGUGCAGAGGAUACGGAUCAAUGACAGCUCAGCUUGUUACGAUGAAAGGCAUCGUCGGUCGAAUGCGUUCUGUGCGGGCAACCUGGACGCGUCCAACUUCUUGAACCUCAACUCCCUGUCCAACCACGAUGACUUCUGCCUGGCCUAUGUGUGGACCUUCCGGGAUUUCCAGCACGGCACCUUGGGUCUGGCCUGGGUGGCAUCGGUUAACGGUGCGUCUGGCGGAAUCUGUGAGAAGUACAAGACAUACUCUGAGAACAUCAAUGGAAAGUCGGAGAAUGUCAAGCGCAGUCUCAACACAGGCAUCAUAACAUUCCUGAAUCACAAUGCCAAGAUCCCACUCAAGGUGUCGGAGAUCACAUUUGCCCAUGAGAUCGGCCACAACUUUGGCUCGCCUCACGACUACCCACCAGAGUGUGUGCCAGGAGGAUCCUUGGGCAACUACAUCAUGUAUGCCAGUGCCACCCAAGGCCACCAGCCCAACAACCAGCGUUUCUCACCAUGCAGCAUACGCAACAUCUCCGCUGUGCUGUCAGCAAUCUUACGCGGAGAGCAGAAGGAGAACUGCUUCCAGGAGGACGAGGGCCCGUUCUGCGGCAACAAGAUUGUGGAAGGGGACGAGGAGUGUGACUGUGGCUAUGAGGAGCAGGAGUGCAUGGAGGACUGCUGCUACCCUCGUGAACACCAGGGCAAGGGCUGCACCCGAAAGCCCAGAGCCAUUUGCAGUCCCAGCCAAGGUCCUUGCUGCACCAACAAGUGUGAUUUCGAGAGGAAGGAGAAGCUGUGCAAGCUGGAGUCUGAUUGCACGGAGCUGUCAUAUUGCGAUGGGAAACAGGCAAGCUGUCCCAACCCGGUACACAAGCGCAACAAGACAGAGUGCAACAAUGGCACCCAGGUGUGCUGGAGCGGGGAGUGCAGUGGCUCCAUCUGCGAGAAGUACGGCAUGGAGGAGUGCUCCCUCACGGACGACACCAACCCAUCGCCCGACAAGAUGUGCGAGGUGGCCUGCCAGGAAAAAGACAAGCCCGAUUCCUGCAAGAGCACGUACGAGAUAGAGCGAAUGAAGGAGAUCCGAGGCAUAAAGCUCCGGCCGGGCUCACCGUGCAACAACUUCCAUGGUUACUGCGACGUCUUCCAGAAGUGCCGCAACGUGGAUGCUGAGGGUCCACUGGCACGGCUCAAGCGACUCCUCUUUGACAAGCAGUCAUUGCAUACGGUCAAGCAGUGGGUCACGCUUAACUGGUGGGCUGUCCUGCUGAUGAUGGUGGCCCUGAUAGUGGUGAUGGCAGUGUUCAUCCGCUGCUGCGCCGUGCAUACACCCAGCAGCAACCCACGAAAGGCUCCUGCGUUACGCAUCAGUGACACCUUGCGGAGGCCCGGUGACACAUUCCGCAGAAAGCGACGAGUGCCUGACCCAUCUGCAAUGCCUGGAGGUCCACCGCCCCCAUACCCUGGGGGUCCACGACCAAGCGCACCUCCCGCCGGUCCAUCCCACGGCUAUGGCCAUGGUCGGGGCCACUACAACAGCCGUGGGGUCCCUGUGCAUGGUGUAGCAUCAUCUUCUGGUUCCUCUCGGCACCACCAGGGGUCACGGGGAGCCGUGCCACCUGAGGCAGUUGAGCUGCGGCCAGCUGGCAAGCGGCACCUUUGACACCAACAGUGGAGACACUGCUGACUGCAGAGGAGAUGGAAGGGCCUGCCUGCCUGCUGAUGCCUUCCUACCUGCCAAAAGACAGAGUGUGCCAGCAUGGCUGGCUGUGCCUCGCCCCGUCGCCAAUACCACUGCAUGUGCUGCUGUUGCUUCCUCACUGUGGAGUGAAAACCUAGCUCGAGACUGCAGGGCCGUUUGUUUGGCCCGCAGUGAAUGCUUCCAGCACAGCAUUGCCUCUUUUUAUGGGUCACUGGAAGGGAGAUUGCAGUUUGGAGCAUGUAAUUUGGUGUAGGGUUGAGGAAUAGCAGUGCCAGCCGCAAAACUGUGGUCCCUAUCAGCACUGCAGAGUGAAAAUGUAGCUCAAAACUGUGCAGGGCUCAUUUCUGACUCUGGGAUGAAGGUUCAAGUUUGGUAGAGCAUGAUUCAGUGUGAAGUUCGGGGAUCUCGGCGGAGCUGGCCUCAAGACCAUGGGGCCAUUGAUUUUACUUGCACUCAGUGUGGCAAACAUAGCACUGCUUGUUUUGCGUCUCGGAGAUUUGAAUGUCGACAAACAAAAAUGGGCAUCAGGUUCAGGGAUCAAAGUGCCAUUAUUGAAACCUGCAAUCCCAGAGUAAGAGUUACUGGUUGUAGAGGCGGUUGUUUCCCUAAGGCUUUUUGGAGUGGUGGUGCUGCCAGAACAAUAUAAAUUGCCAAAGCAGUUGCUCAAGGCAAGCAGCGGUAGACUUGGAAGUGUGGCAGGGAAAGGUAGUUUUUCGCAGUGAAGUGAACAUAUGAAUAAGCAUUCUAUGGAUCAAAAAUAGAAUUUGAAUCUCCCAUGUCACUGCACAUAAAGAAAAUGACAAUCUGCACUCAGUACCAUGAAGAGUAAGACCAAGCAUCGCAUCUCCCUGUAAGAAACUGCACCUUUUGACAGGAUGGAACAGUGUCCACUAUUUGUGUUCAACAAUGCACUUACUUCUGUUCUUUAAGGCAUUGACAUUUUGAAAGGGUUGGUUGUUUCUAUUGUGCAUCAAAUUCCUGCAACUUGUUUUGUUUUGAGACCACUAGCUUUUGCAUCAUUGAGGUGUGGGUACUGCCUUUAACUGCCUCAUCAAAUACCUAGUUGACGAACAAAUACCAGUUUUCAUGCCUGCUACAUUGGAGUGCAAUGCAUGUAGCUGUUAUAACACCUACAAAGAUGGAAGAUGAUACAUAUGGCCCAAAGGAAUUUCUUUUAUUCCUGGGUGACUAACAGAGGAAUCUAGCUGAUUUGUCUACAAUUUUUGCUUUGUCGAACGUCAUUAGCAGCUGUGCUUUUCUAGUGGCGGACAUUGGUGGACUUUAUUUUACUAUUAUACGUUGCUGUGAGCCAUGAGAAAUGACACCAGAAGUAAUGCCAUCAGGCCCAAGAACAAUUCUUUAUUUUCUUUUAUCUUUUAGCAGAAAUAGUCAAGUUUUUCAAAAUACUGUCUUCAACAAAAUGUGUAUACCACUUUUUCACUGGCUUGCGUAUCUGUUAAAGCUGGCUUUUAAUUAACGCUGUUCAGCAACAAGUCGGGUGAAAAAUAAGUGAGUAUUUAUGGAAAGUAAUGACCCUAGUGGUCUCGGCGAUUCUGCCUGCUAUUAAAAAGAAUCUAUGGAUUAUUAGUAACUUGACAAAAGUCAGAUCGAACGUUUUGCUUUCGUUUUUCCACGCUGCUUUGAAUUACAGGAAUGCGCAGAAUGAAGUGGGUGCUCCGCUGCGAAAAUAUGUGGGUAACGGCGAAGUUUGUCUCAUUGAAUGUACCUGCUACAGAAGGAAAAAAAUUUUGCAAGGACAAUUUGUUUACAAAAAUCAUAAUUCAUGUUGAUACUCUCUGUUAAUAUUGGACGGCUGUAUCAGUAUAUCGUACACUUUGUGUUCAAAAGGCUAGUUGAGCUUGACAGAGUAUUUUAAACUUUGAAGCUUUAUUGUCGAAAGGUCACUGUUCUCACUUUACUCCAUUUUUUUCUUCUUUGAAUAGCACUAGUUGUUUGUUGAAACACGUAAGCUUAUCUUGGUAAGUGCUGAGGACAAGGCUAACUCGUCUUGAGAAUUUUUCGCAGAAGCUGCCAAGGAUGAGUUUGACUUCUCAUCACAUUCCAUCACUCAUUUUUAAUGCCAACAACCAGGCACCCUCGUCAGUUGUAUGCUAAUAUUCCAGUGAGUUCUUUCUUUGAUUGCUAUGAGCUUGACAGGACAGCUUGGAGAAGAAUGGGUUUUUGGUAUGUGGGUAGCAAGGCACCAAUGGGUGCUUGUGACAUGGUUCUUGAGCUGUCACUUUAGCACCAAAAUUAUGAAUUUAGUGCUCACAUGCUAUACAAAUUGAAAAUCUGCAAUAAGCUUUCCGCUCAGCUGUGACAUAAUGUGUAGUAUCAUUUUCUAGAUUUCCCCAAAUCAUAACCAGUGCUUACAAUGGUUAAGAUACCAUUUUACCUGCUGUUGGAUACUCUAUCAAAAAAGAAAAGAAAAGAAAUUCUGUACAGUCCAACAUACCAUGCAUCUAAAUGCAUGGUGUGUGCAUCUAAAUGCAUCUAAGUAUGGGUGCUUUCAGACUAGUCUUAUAGUAUCAAAAAUUCAUGCAAAACUUUAGUGCAAAAUAAAUAUAUACUAGAACCUGACAUAAUGGUUCAGCGGAAACCCGCUAGGUGGAGAGAAGUAAUCUUUUUUAACACUAGAACCUCGUUGAUAUGUUUUUCAAGGGGACCGCGAACAAAAACUUAACACCCAGAAAAAGGUAACGGUGGGAAAGGGUGCAAAUCGCCACAGCAACAUCAGAAACAGCUCUGAAUGGCUGCCAGUACAGUUAUUAGACGUCUCGGCAUUCGUACUGUGGCCAUGGAUGCAUAAUUAAGGUACACGUACAAUGUUCCAUGACAGUGGCCCGUUUUUACUCCUGAUAUACUGCACUGCAUAACACUGCUCUAUAGCGGUGAAGCUGCAGGCCCCAAAAUAAAUGUAGCCCUGCGCUUGGCGGAUAUGGCCAAGUGUGCAUAGUUCACGGUAGGUUUUAACCGAUGCACUUUUUCGUGUCCUUUGCUAACUGCUCUGUGCACGUCUUCUCCGGAUGCUUGUGCAUCAUCGGCCGCUUGUUGCAACAUGUGAAGCAAAUUUCCCUCUGCACUGGUAAAUUUAUGUGACCUCCAAUUUCAAACUGAACGUAAGAUGUGGUAACAUUGCACAAUGACGACGUAUCAAAUGGGAACAUAGUACAUGAGAGGGAAUAAAAGGAAUUUAGGUGGGGACCACGAAAAUACGACACAGCAUCUGGGAAAACACAACAGCGAGGAACGUAACGAGUUUGCACUGUUAAAGAAUAUUGUUGGUAUGUAAUAAACAAGAGAAUUGAAAACUUGUUAUCUAGGAACACUUCAGCCUGUAUCACAUAUGCAGAGAGUAUUUUUUAUAUUCUCUGCUGUAAAUUUAUAAACUGGCUAAUACUACUUAGACCAAGAGCAUAUCGGCGAGUCUCUAGUGUAUCAAAAUUUUCUUAGAAUAUGGUUGAGAGAGAGCAUUUCCACAAGAUCGCUUCCUUCAGCAUUAAUGUUUUAUAAAGAAUUCAAUUGUGCAAUGGUUAAAGGCUGGGCACUAAGCAAACAGGCCUUUUGGGAUUGUACACACUGCAAACUUCCGAGUACGUGGACUUGUGCAUAGCUUUAAACUGCAUGUUUAACCAAAUUUUACCAAAUUAUUCACUGCCUGUUAAUGGUUCCAGCUGUUUUGUUCUUGUUUCUUUCCUUUCUCUCUAUGAAGUCUUGAUUAUUAUCCACUCUUAGCAUUAAUAAAAGUUCCAGGGCACGCAUCUUUGUGACUAGAACAGAAGUCAGUAAGUGUUUAUUCCUUGCAACUAAUGCCUGGUGACAGCAGAAGGCAGCCAAGGUAAAGGUAAUCUAGUCCUUUCGGGAUAUGGAAACUAACUCUAGAUGCCUUGCUGUUUUAACAUAGUGCAGUGCUGCUGUGUGCCUAAGCUCAAUAGGCUCACCCAGAAUGCCUGAAGGUGUGCUUGAUACCUAAACACCUUUUCUUGUCUACAGAUUGCAGAAAUGCAUCAAUUGUGUUUUCUUUUGACAGUUAACGUUUUUUUACUGCUAACCAAUUCAAAGAAAAAUUUGCUGUUGACAACUAAUACUACCACAUUGGCUUUAGUAGCUUACAGCAACAUUUUUGGAGGCCCUAACUGAAGGCCCUUGUCAGGAGAUUUUAUUCAAUUUUCUGCAUACUUUGCUCAUUUUUCCUCUAGGUUGCUUUAUUUUUUUUUCUGUCCUUAGAAGUUUUUUUUUUCCUCUAUUGUUGAUGCAUGUGAUUUUAUUGCCUUAUAAUUAUAACAUCUUUUCAUGUGCACUAAGAAAGGACACUAGUUAUAAUGUGUCGACUGUAGAUUAUUUGGUUAGCCAGUUUUAUUGGUCAAAUUUAGCAUCAUGGCAUCUGCCAGAACAUAUAAAAGAUGUUCUCUUAAUAUUUAUCACAGUACUGCACUAUCUUCAUGUCACAUGAAUUUCAGCUAAUAAGCGAGAGCACAGAAUCCUUGCAGCUAUUUGGUGAAACAUGUGGUUUGACUCUAAGGAUGUUCUUCUGUUAAUACGAAUUUCACCUUUGUGUGGUGUGCACCUUUUCUCAAAGAACACUGCCUUUACAUUUUUCAGUACUGUAACCACUUUACCAUUAUAAUUUCUUGUACAACUGACGAGGGUGUAUGCUGGUUCUAAGGGUCUCCUAAUUCCAGAGAGUUAGCCCCAACACAUGCACGCCUAAUUUUGGCUAAAGGCUGUUCAUAAAAUGGAGAGUGUCGAAGUCACCCUAGCAGUAAUUUCAUUUUGGUUAUAUACCGACACGUGUUUCGAUCAGUGUUGCCUGUCUGCCCAUAGAGGUGCAACUGCCUUUUUGUGGUGCAUGUUUCUCAUUAUUGUUUCUUAAAACAUCUGGAAAAAAAAGGUGCAGUUUAUGAACGCCCACAUUGGAGAUGGAUGCUGAGAAUAUGUUCACUGCUUAAACAUGAUUGAGCUUGAGUAAAGUUGUUCAGUCUGCAUUCAGAUUGUGCACUUCAGGCUCGCAGCCUGCUACAUCCAGUAAAGCUUCCUAACAGUUCUAGUUGCUGGUUCUGCUGGUUUUGAAUUGCUAAUAUUUAUGUUUAGUAAUUUAUGCCCUCCAUCUUUGUCUUCAUGUAUGCAACCUGGCUCAAGAUGAAUGCUUUGCAUACAGUGACCAGCUUUACCAGUAUUUCCCGCUUGAAGUUUACCUAAUUUAUUGUUUUAUAAUUCUAGAUUUUAUGUGCUUAUAGAUUGCUGCUUUGUUUUUGUCCUUAAAGCUAGUUGCACCUGCUAAAUAUGAAUAAUAACUGCAGGAUGUUAGAAAGGUAAUGAAAAAAGUGAAUAUGUGCCUGUGUAAUGAUUUUUAACUGUCAUUUACUGUUGUUCCAGUUAUGUGAUAAAUUUAAUCAUUUUUUAACCUGUUCAUUGUAGUGUGGCUCAUCAUUACUGUUGGAUCACAUGUCGAAAACUAAAGAAAACUGUUGAAUGCUUGUGUUCAGAUCUGCAUGCAUGCAUGCAUGCAUGUCUGGCAAUCUUGGUUUUAUUUUUCACACAUGGUUGUGUUCUUGUUCUAUUGUCAUACAAGAAAUUGCUUAUGAAUUUGUUGAAGAAGCAAUGAGAAUCAAAUGGCAUGGUAACAUUUUUUGGCUUUUUGAGCUUUUGCAACAAAAUUUAUGCAUAAUAACAAUUACUGUAAAUCUGUUUCUUUUCCUUGCCCAAGCUAAAUGUUUCAACCUUAUCCAAGUCAAAGGGACACUAAAGCUAAGUUAAACUGGAUCAACAAAUUAAGCUUGGUAUACCAAAACGUGAGUCUUGCUGUGAGUAGAGGCUUCGUAAGCCAGAAUAAGACUAUGGGAUUGACAGGUUGCGACAAUGCCUGAAAUCCUCAUUUCAGUAAGUUUGCGUGUACGCUUGGAACGAUUGGUCAUCUGUAAACGAUGACUGCAUCACAUUCUAAAGGAACUAAGGACACAAUCUAGCAAGUUUUGAAAAUUUAUUCUACACAGAAGCAGGCUUAUAUAAUCAGAAAAUACUUGAAAUCCUUGACAUUGGGCUUGAAAUUCAAGAAAGGUAUAACCUUCAUUUUCUUCACUAGUAGUAAUCAACUUCUUUACACAAGUAAUGCAAGCAAUGUUUUGAAACAGUACUUUGCCAGUCAAGCGGAUAUAAAUUUGUGUCAACCUUUAGUGUCCCUUUGUACAAUUCCUGGAAAUUGCCUGGUCAGUAAGCAGAUUUUUCGUAGUGGCUUUGGUGGAAUGAACAUUGAGUGCGCUUUGCAGUGGGCACAGCUACAGGCAAAACUGGGGUCAAACCCCGCAGCAACAGCAGUAGCAGGGAGGUAGAAAAAUAGUUGUACUAAGCAGAGCUCAGACAAGCUAGUCAGCACACAUUAAACGAGUCUUGUGUGAGGCUCUCGAGUCUAUAAUCUCUGCCACUUUAGAGCAUCCUUCUGUGUGAUGCUUUCAUUAGCAGCACAGGGGAGGUCCUAGCAGUGUGAUAUGGACCAUGUAUGUAAACAAACCACACGAGACAGGUGUGCAUUUUCUGUCAUGGAGACACACACAUACAAUGAAACACCUCACACAUGUGAAGCCACAAGUGUCCUUUUAGAUGUUUUAAUGUAAUUCUCCCAUUUUUCUUUUAACAUAAUGUGUAUCGGGACUGAAUGUAUGUAUGUGCAUGAUGAGAGUGUCGUCCACCUCCUGAAAAGUAGGAUGGCAUCUGAGAGAUGAUGAUGCUUGUUAAAAGAGUGUCAGAUUUGAGCUGCCAAUGAUCGUAACACUAUGUAGUCACUGUUUUCUGUGGCAUCUGCCAUGUUCAGGAAAGCUCGAGUCAUAGUUUCACACGUGCAGUAUGCAUUUCAAAUGCUGCUUAUUGUAGUUUCAUCAAUUUAAAGUGGUUUAGCCAUACAUAUAUCACUGCCGUAUCUCUUAAGUUGUCAAAUUUCGGCUAUUCCUAAUGCAAAGUACCGCAUUCUUGUGUACAUCAAGAUUGCAGCGAAAUGCUUUGGAAUCAUUUUGAAACCUUGCGUUGUACAGCAUCUUUUUGUGCACCUUGCAGCCACGAACAAAAUCACCUUUUUGCGAGGUCUCCAGUUGAGUGAUGAGCCAAUACUUAUCCAAUAGAAUGUUGUGUCGUUCAUGUCAUGGUCUCAGUGCUCUGAAACUUUUAAAGGUAUAGGAGUCUCGCAGUGCUGAUGGUUCUGCUCUGCUGCAAUGAGAGAGGAAUGUGACUUAUCUGACCUUUCAGAGCUCCGCAGUGUCUGUUUCUAGUGUUCUGGCUCUGACACGAGGCCAUUGAAGUGUGCAAUUUACAUGGCUGUAGUAUCUGAAUGUUUGGGUAGCUCAGGUGUGAUGAAAUCACAAUCCAAUCUCACUAUAUGCAGAGCAGCACACAGCACCAACACACUUAUCAGUGAGGUUAUACCUGUGGCCAGAAUAACUUCCAGUGCAGGAGCACCAAGCAAAUUUUAUCAGCACCUGUUUUAACUGAUGGCACCUUCUGCAGGUCUGCAUUUGCAGAACACAGGUUUCUGUCAUUCUUGCAAUGUCUGCAGCAUUUGGACCAAUUGCAGUGCAGCACUUUAGAGAACAACCAGGCACCAAGCUGCUCACCCUGUCAACAUACUUCAUAGUUCUGUUUAUCCUGGCAGGGUCAAGAAGUGUUUUAUCGCCAGUGAGAGUGGUGUUUUUUAAAGUUGUGCUAUUCCACUCAUUCUGCCGAUCAUGGAAAGGCAUUGAAAUGAAAACGUAUUGCCAACAGUGCUUUGGAGUUAGAGCUGCGGCUAUUACGCAGUGCACUGAUGUAGUUUGAAUGGUGCUUUUGGGCUAUGUAUUAUCUGGUCACACCUCUUUGCCUCUUAUGCCCAUUAUACACUUACGUACCUUGACUUUGACAUCUUCCUUGACUCCACUGAGUGGAGGGCAGCACUACUCAUUGAUUGAAGUAUCCACUACUCUUGUGUAGUGCUCUUUGACAAACCCUGAGCUAUAGUUUUGUAACUGGGUACUUUUGCCAUCUACUUAGACACUUAAAUAGAAGGGAAUGUCUUGAGCUACUGUUUGCUGUUGAAAGUGCCAAGGAACUGAGGAACGUUGUUUGAGCACAUAGACAAACCUCAUUCAACAGGCUAUCCUGCCUUUUUCUCAGCAGAGUCAAGGAACGGACUUGGGGUCAAGCUGCGUUUAGGAGCACAGGGAUUGAUCAUGGGACCUCCAUAGCAAAGAGCAAAGCACAAUUGCUCAGAUUGAUUUUUCUUUUUCGUAUUUUUGGUCAUUGAGCUGCUUUUGUGUUAGGAGUGUGUGAGAUGGCUUGGUGCAUUUGUUUCUGCUUGGUCUGAAUAAUAUGGCUGUGGGAACACAACCAUCUUGGAGGGCUGUGCUUCCUGCCUGCGGCUUGUCAACUGCACAGUGUUUGCAAGCAAUUCUGAAGUGUUCAUGUAUGUGUGCAUUGGUAGAAUCUACGCUGCUCUUUCUCGCAUUGUACAAAGGUGACACACUAUUCUUUUCGAGUGUCAGAAACCUGUAAAUACAUGUGUGUGUGUGUGUGUGCAUGUUCCUGUUGAGAAAUGAAGUGUUCUGGAGUGGUGGCAAUUUUUUUUUCUUCGUGACUGUACCAUGUAUGUAAAUGUUAUGCUUCGAGUUGUGUGUGAGUGGUACUAUACAUAUUAUACAUAAAGAUAUAUAUAUAUAUAUAUACAUAAAAUAUACAUAGCUUUCUGUGUGUUGCAACACAGGAAACAAGUGUGUUUGUUUGCUGAUGUACUUGUUUGAACCUUCCACUUUCGUUUCUAUUUCCUUUGUUCACUGUUAUUUGCAAAUUAUGAGAAAGGAAAAAGUUUUUCGAGGAUGAUAAUAGGGAGAUGUUUCUAAUAAAACACUUCAACAAAAUA
Molecule: messenger RNA, 11620 nt
Organism: Dermacentor silvarum
Lineage: Eukaryota; Metazoa; Arthropoda; Arachnida; Ixodida; Ixodidae
Product: disintegrin and metalloproteinase domain-containing protein 10
Exons: 14
Coding region: 139-2703 (854 amino acids)
Biological process (GO): Notch signaling pathway; membrane protein ectodomain proteolysis
Cellular component (GO): plasma membrane
Molecular function (GO): metalloendopeptidase activity
Source: RefSeq, a predicted model, not a curated record